UUCUUUUUUUUUUUUUUUAAAAGACCACAACACUCAUAUACGCUUUUGGUUCUGUAUUUGUAACUCUGUAUGCGUUUGAAUGGGAGAUGUCCAAUUACAAUUAGAGUGUAAAAUCUCCAAGUGAGUAAGCCAGUAAGUUUCGUGGCAGUGCGGCUCGGACGCCCAAAUUUAGACCAGUUGGAAUUACAACUACUUCCUACUCCUGCCUGGAAAAUCGGUUAUCUGGCGUCAAUAGGACGGAGCCUGUUUCUAUAGGCCACGCAGCGGACUUGCACAAAGAGCACAAAGUGUGUAUGGAGCAGUGUGAGAAUGCCGCGUCUCUCCUGGCGUCCGUGCGCGAGCAGGAGAUGCAGUUUGAGCGUCUGACUCGAGCUCUCGAGGAGGAGAGGAGGAGCGUGGGGCCAUCCGGCACCCUGCCCCGCCCCCUCCCCACGCUGCAGAACGGGCGUAUCCCUGGUGAUGCAGAGUUAGAGCGGCUCAAAAUAAACGAGGGAUACAUCAACGGGACACAGUACAGGAUGUUGGACCCAGGUCACCUUGUUGAGGAGACAGUCACAGUGGAGGAGGAACCCCAGGAGACCACACCAGUCAUUUCUGUUGAAACUAGUGAAGAUGGCACCACACGCCGCACUGAAACCACAGUCAAGAAAGUCACUAAGACCACAACCACUCGCACGGUUAUCCCCUCAGUCUCUGACACACUCUCUCUCGAUGGCACUGGUUCUGUCACCGGUAUGAGUGGUUAUAAUGCCCCUAUAGACCGCGUGUACAGGCCUCCAGGACACAUGGACUACCCAACAGCUACAGUCCCUCGAAAUUACCACUAUGGGCCACCAGGGGGUUACGAUGACUACCGUAGUGGCCCGCCCUCUGAAGCCUAUGCCAGCCUCAACCGAGGGGCCCGCAUGGACGAUCGCUACAGACCUGUGGAUGGCUACCGAACAUUGGACUCGGGCUACCGUGUCCACAGCAGGCCCCAACUGGACCCAUAUGCUGCCCAGCCACAGGUAGGGCGCAUGGGCAGCGCAUUGGAGAUCUCUGGCCUGCAGCGAUUUGUUCCAGAGCCCUACGGCCUGGAGGACGACCAGAGGAGUCUGGGAUACGAUGAGCCUGAUUAUGGUAUGGGGCCCCCUAUACACUACAGCACCAUGCCCCGGCUAGGACAUCAUGCUCCGCCUCCACGCAGGACUGGAUCCUAUGAGGGUACUCUGGAUGGGGAUAUGAGUGGAGCAGGUGAUAUGUAUUAUUGGGGAGGCGGUGCUCCUCUGGCUCAGGGAGAAAGGGGAAGCAUGGCUUCCCUGGACAGCACACUGCGUAAAGGCCCUGCCCCAACCACAUGGAGGCAGCCCGAGCUGCCUGAGGUCAUUGCUAUGCUCAACUAUCGUCUGGACCCAGUCAAGAGCAAUGCGGCUGCUUAUCUUCAACAUCUCACGUUUAAAAAUGAUAAGGUCAAAUCAGAGGUAAGGCGCCUGAAGGGCAUUCCUGCUCUGGUGUCCAUGUUGGACAACCCAAAGAAGGAGGUGCAUCACUCCGCCUGUGGAGCUCUAAAGAACAUCUCAUAUGGACGAGACCCUGACAACAAAAUUGCCAUCAAGAACUGUGAUGGAAUCCCUGCUCUGGUGCGCCUGCUGAGGAAGACCAGAGAUCAGGAUCUGACGGAUACCAUUACAGGGACUCUGUGGAACCUGUCAUCUCACGACUCAGUGAAGAUGGAGAUUGUGGACCAUGCGCUCCAUGCGCUGUCUGAUGAAGUGAUGGUGCCACACUCAGGCUGGGAGAGAGGGAAUGAUGGAGGAGAGGAGAGCUGCAAGCCCCGCCAUCUGGAAUGGGAGACGGCUCUCACCAACACUGCUGGCUGCCUGAGGAAUGUGAGCUCAGAGAGGAGUGAGGCCAGGAGGAAAUUAAGAGAAUGCUCUGGCUUGGUUGACUCGCUCAUGUACAUCGUCCAAUCCCAGAUUAACUGUAAAGAUGUGGACAACAAGUUGGUGGAGAACAGUGUUUGUCUUUUGAGGAAUCUAUCCUAUCAGGUGCAUCGGGAAGUGCCAGGUUGUGAGCGCUACCAGGAGACCGCACCUGUCAAUCAAGGCCCUGCCCCUGCCAAUCACAAGGGUGGCUGCUUCAGCUCCCGCAAGGGCAAAGACGAGUGGUUUUCCAAAGGGAAGAAAGAUGAUGAUGGAACCACAGACACAAUCGACAUUCCAAAGAGGACCACACCAGCCAAAGGUUAUGAACUGCUUUUCCAGCCAGAGGUGGUUCGCGUGUACACAUCACUCCUGAAGGAGAGCAAGAAUCCUUCUGUUCUAGAGGCUUCUGCAGGAGCCAUCCAAAACCUGUGUGCAGGCCGCUGGACCUAUGGACGUUAUAUCAGGGCAGUUACGAGACAGGAGAAAGGAUUGCCUAUGAUGACUGAGCUGUUGAGUCAUGGGAACGACCGUGUGGUCAGAGCCAUGUCUGGGGCCCUGAGAAACCUGGCUAUUGAUGCUCGCAACCGGGACCUUCUUGGAAAGCACGCUAUACCUAACCUGGUGGCGAACCUGCCGGGUGGUGGGCAGAGCCAGCCUGUGCGUAACCUCUCGGAAGAGACAGUGGUUUCGGUGCUCAGCACUCUGGCAGAGGUGGUUGGCUCCAGUGUGGAUGCAGCCAAGAUCCUGCGCAGCUCACAGGGCAUUGAGAGAUUGGUGCUGAUCAACAAGGAUGGUAACCGUUCCGAUAGGGAGGUACGUGGUGCUGGCCUGGUGCUGCAGAUUGUGUGGGGAUUUAAGGAGCUGCGGCGCACGCUGGAGAAAGACGGCUGGAAAAAAUCAGACUUUGUGGUCAACGUGAACCCUCCCAGCAACACCCGCACCAACGGCGGCUACGAGGACAGCAGCACCCUGCCACUCAUCGACAGAGGAGGAAAGCAGGAUAGAGACAGAAACCUGAUUCCACUGAAUGACUUGGGAUCAGACUCCUAUGCUACACUGGACCAGAGAGGACGGAGGAACACUUUGGAUGACACUCUAGAACCUGCAGAGAAUGAUAUUCAGGGAGGGAUGUAUGGGGAGAGGCGGGGCUCCAUGCCCUUGUUGGACUCUUACGACGGUUAGGCCACUCCCUCCCCUCACCCCACUCAGUGCAUGAGCGAGCAUGAAAAACUGAUAGUGUGCAUUACUCACGGCGAGCACCCUGUUCCUGCCUACUGUCCCUGCUGAACCUCGUCAUGAAGGGACCACAGCCACUAAUCAAUGACGCAAAGAAUCUCUUCCUCCAUCAUUAUCCCUUCUUUCUUUCUCUUACCUUCUGCUUCUUGAUCUGUCCCCUAAGAUCCAAAAGACUGACUGCCACUACUAGGCAAAGACUAUGUAGUCAUUUUUUUUCUUCUGGUACUUUAAAUCCAUGCCACUCAUUUUUUUAAACUGAGAAACACAAGAGACUGAAAAACACUACAGAACUGGAGUGUUUUUUUUUUUUUUGUUUUUUUUUUUUUAAUCUUUUAAUUUUUCUCACAUUAUUUUAUUCUUUAACACUACAUACUGUGCAUUGUGCCCUGAAAUGGGUGAGAUCGUUCAUGUUAUUUCUACAUUAUGAUCUGGUUUAAGUCCUCCUGCUACAUUGACAAUUUUUCUUAUUUGCUGACAACUUUAUUCAACAUGACGCUAUACAGUAAGUGUUCUUGCUACCACUAAGUUUAUGAUGUUAUUGUGUUGCCCCUUAAUGUCUUGAAACACUAAUGACCUUAUUAUAAAUCUUCCAUUUUUUUUUCUUUGGAGGUUAUGUAGCUGUAAGAUUGAUCUGCAUUUAUGUUUCCAUUUUUUCUGUGCUGAUGAAAAUUUAUGCCAAAUUACACCACUGUCUUGUGAGUUACAUUUAAAAACAAAAACUUAGUAUAUACAUGAUAUUAAAUCACCUUAUAGAAGAUUUUGGGAAGAGAAUAGGGGUCAUUUUGUAAUGAAAACAUUUCCUCUUACAAUUAAGUUACCACUCUGCUAUCUUUUGCAAACCCCCCCCCCCCCCCUUUUUUUUGGGGGGGGGUCAUAAUAACACAUUGACACUGAGGAUGUAGAGGUGUGAAGUAGAUAUUACUGAGAGGCAAAAGGUUGAGGGAUAAUGCUUGUGGGAAGAGAAACCUGUGUUCCAGUUUUUGGUUGUCUAUAUUGAGCAUCCAUUAAGAGAAUGGAAAGGCAUUUUUUUAAUUUUAUUUUAGAGUAGCUCAGAUAAUGUCAAAGUGGGUUAUUUGGGACAUGACCACUUGGUUCCUAAUUCUCCCCUUAGGCAGAGUUAACAGCAGAGCUGGUCCUAUAUUCAGAGCUGGAGCACUGUGGAUUAAUGUUGAGCCCUUCUGGAAAAAACAGCAUGAAUAAGAACAGCUGAUCCACUCUUUGGGCCAGUUCUUGCUUUCUGUUUCCUCUUUGAAUAUAGACAGAUGUGUAAAUAUGAUGGCAUAUAACAAAUCCACCAUUCUUAAUCAGAGUGCCUCACUCUUUGAUCAGCCCCUGGGGCUUUUGUGUGUGUGAGAGAGUGAGUGACUGUGAGAAUGUGUGUCUGAGUGUGGCUAUAAGAAGAGUGUGUGAGGUUUAAAGAAUUUGGCCUCCAGUGCCUGUUUGUGUUGCAUUGGGAGUGAAUGAUGGAACAUUGAGGGUGCGUUGGCUUUACAUGAUGAGCAAAGUGCUCCUUCUAUAGACUGCGUAUUCGAUAUGCACAGUGUCUGAUGUAGAUAUUUGCUAAAUGGAUACUCUAGCACUAGGAGUUAAGUGUUUUUUGUUUUGUUUUUUUGUUUUGAACUUUUUUUUAACCCCUUCCCUUCAAGGGGAUUUUCCCCAAACUGAUUUUUUAAACCCAUCUUUUCCACCUAUGUGAGACACUACAGUUGAGUAUAAUUAUGUGACUAAUUAAACAAAAGCAUAGCUUUUAAGCAGGUAUCCAGCAGCAGGCCAGCAGGCCACCCAGUGGGCGUUUUUGAUUUUGAGGGAAGUGAAAGACUUUGUAAAAUCUUGACACAAUUUCAUCUAUUACAAGAAAAAUUGAGGGAGAGCUCAGAUUUUGAUUCUAGCUUGAUAUUUAGAUAAAGAAAAAAAUUAAAGCACAUUUAACUAUAUAUACCAGAGAAUAUUUGUUAAUUUUAAUUAUUUGUUUCCUCUCAGUUUUGUCGUUGUUUCUUUUUUUUUUUAUAUUUUAUGAUUGGGAUAGUUUGUUUUUUGGGAGUUAUUGUGGGUGAAUGCAUAUGCAAUCAAUUUUAUUUUUAAUUCAGUGCAUUUACAGUUUAUACCUUAAUUAAAAACAAAAGGAAAAAAUUGUUCGUGUCAUGUAUUGUUGUGCUACACUUUAUAUGCAACAAAAUGGAAUCAUUCUCUUAAUUUCAUCUAUCUGCCUUGGCUCUUAAAUAUCGCACCUUUGUUUCAUGGAUUAAACGUGUAACGUAGCAAUACCGUUUUUAAUAAAAGAAUGAUUUUUUUUUUCAAA
Molecule: messenger RNA, 5439 nt
Organism: Pangasianodon hypophthalmus (striped catfish)
Lineage: Eukaryota; Metazoa; Chordata; Actinopteri; Siluriformes; Pangasiidae
Gene: ctnnd1
Product: catenin (cadherin-associated protein), delta 1
Exons: 21
Coding region: 294-3086 (930 amino acids)
Biological process (GO): cell-cell junction assembly; cell-cell adhesion
Cellular component (GO): adherens junction; plasma membrane; cytoplasm
Molecular function (GO): cadherin binding
Source: RefSeq, a predicted model, not a curated record